Molecule: messenger RNA, 252 nt
Organism: Pediculus humanus corporis (human body louse)
Lineage: Eukaryota; Metazoa; Arthropoda; Insecta; Psocodea; Pediculidae
Exons: 2
Coding region: 1-252 (83 amino acids)
Source: RefSeq, a predicted model, not a curated record
AUGAAUUAUCAAAAUCAUCCGGAUGAAGAAUGUUUAAAUAAAACGAAAGAAAAAAUGAUAUACGACCGACAACUAACAACUGCGACGCCAUUUUUAAUUUUUCUCACUCGCAAUUUCAAGCAGAAAGAAAGAGAUAGAAGAAGAAAGAGUCAAGAAAUUUUAUUUUUGAAUUUUCCUUCAACAAACGACGACUCGCAGCAGCGAAUUCUGUCGCCGAAAUGCGAAAAAAAAGUGAAAAAAAAAUUCAAAUGA